Molecule: messenger RNA, 4039 nt
Organism: Temnothorax curvispinosus
Lineage: Eukaryota; Metazoa; Arthropoda; Insecta; Hymenoptera; Formicidae
Product: frizzled-4
Exons: 7
Coding region: 974-2938 (654 amino acids)
Biological process (GO): canonical Wnt signaling pathway; non-canonical Wnt signaling pathway
Cellular component (GO): plasma membrane
Molecular function (GO): Wnt-protein binding; Wnt receptor activity
Source: RefSeq, a predicted model, not a curated record
UCGCCCGUAAACCUUCGACGAGGGAGGAUAGCCGAUAGCGCGUUCGGGCCGGUCAUUACGUUCGCGAUUAACUUGCGUUAAAUGAUCGCACGCGAUGAUGAUGAUCCGCCCGAAGGAUCGUUGUAGUUAUUGUAGUACGCGCGAUCGCCUUCCGUGAUUGGCCGACAUGUGGCGUGGCGUUUCUACGUGAGACGUGAGAGUGAGAACGCGACCGAUUAAGUAUGCGGCCGCCUUUGUGAUCGUCGAUCGUCCGCUUGUACUACCUUCGCAUUCGAAAAAUCGCGCUCCCGCUGAUUGCUGAAUCGUGGAUCGUUAUUGAUCAUUGCUGCUUGUGUGCGUGCAUGCAUGCAUGCAUGCGUGCGGGUGUGCGUGCGUGCGUAACGUACGUGCGCAUGUGCUCGCGUAAACAUGGUUUUGGUUUGUUCCGCAAUGACGCAAACUGCUCCUUCUCAGGGGCCGGAAAGAAACAAGGUCCGUUUCAACAAAGUUGUAUAAAGUAAAGUUUAUUUAUACUUUAUCUUUAAAAUAUAUUUCUACGUUCUAAAUUAUUAAAUUGAAGUGUAUGCGUGCAGUGCGUGUGUCGCGUGUGUGAACGUUCAUCGAGUCGCGUUGAAAUCUGAUUGUCGGUUGUUGGAAACCAAGACCGAAUCUACCCUGGAGAAAGACAAAGACUCCGGUUAACGUGAUCUCAUUUAACCGAGGCGCAAGUUGAUUAUUAUAAACUGCUCGUUAAGUCGAGAUUGAAUUUGACGGCUCGCUUUAGAUAAAGCUGUGGACAGGACCGUACGUAUGACAAGAAAAGUUUCUAAUUGAAAUUUUCGUAUGAGAGCAGAGAGAGAGAGAGAGAUGCACGAUCCUGAUCCCGAUCCCGGCAAGUCGCUCGAUCGACGGCGCGUGGCGAGUGACAUACACUGAAAAUUUGACGUGACGUUUACGAUAGCGAUUUGGAAAACGUGUUUUGGAAACGUGGAAAAUGCGUUGGAUAUUGUUGCCGUUGUUGACGUUGGUACGGGCGAUAUGGUGCGCGCACGGCGCCUGCGAACCGAUCAGGAUCGAGAUGUGCCGUGGCCUCGGCUACAACGUCACUGUUAUGCCGAAUCUAGUUGGUCACGAGAUUCAAGGGGACGCCGAUUUUACUUUACAAACAUUCAGCCCGCUCAUUCAAUACGGAUGCAGCGCGCAAUUGCACCUGUUUUUGUGUUCGGUAUACGCCCCGAUGUGUACCGAGAAAGUCCCCGCACCUAUCGGCCCUUGUCGAGGUCUAUGCGAGCAAGUGCGGGCUCGCUGUUUCCCGGUUCUUCAGGGAUUCGGCUUUCCCUGGCCCGCCGCGUUGAACUGCUCCAAGUUUCCACCGGAGAACAAUCACCAGCACAUGUGCAUGGAAGGACCGGGCGAGCCAGGACCGGCUAAUCCUAUCCAGGCGGUGAGCACCAGCAACGGACCCUGGGGCUGCUCCUGGUAUGCCAAGUCUGGAUUGUACAUCUUCCUAAAUCGCUCUGGAAGAUGCGCCGCCGCUUGUGACGCCGAUAUCCUCUGGUCUCAAAAGGACAAGAGGCUCGCGGAAGCCUGGAUGGCCGUGUUCGCGACGGUAUGCCUGGUCUCCGUCGCGAUCGCUAUCCUGACACUUUUGAAGCCGCGCAAACGACCUAUAUUAACCACUACCGCAGAGCGGGCGAUAGUCUUCUUGACGAUCUGUCAUGCGGCAGUCGCAAUUGGCUACGUGAUUCGAUUGGCUGCCGGCCGGCUAAACGUCGCCUGCACUCCCGCGAUUCCGUUACAUCCUCAGGAUCAAGCUGUCUUGGCUCAGCAGCAACAACAACAACAGCAACAGUAUCUAACGCAAGACGGUCUAGCUAAUCCGUAUUGCGCCGUCGUCUUUUUACUACUCUACUAUUUCGGAAACGCAGCGAUCGUUUGGUGGGUCGUGAUAUGCGCCUGGUGGUGCAUAAUGGCCAGAAAAUGGACGAGGACGAGGACGGCCGGCAACUACAAGGAGGAUAGUUUCGGACCGCAGCAGGGAUUCUCAACCGUCGGUGCCGUCGCGGCCUGGGGCCUCCCCGCCGCGCACACUAUUGCCGUUCUGGUCACGCGGGAUGUCGACGCCGACGAGUUGACCGCAAGUUGUUUCGUCGGUCAGCAGAACGCGCAUUCCUUGCUCGUGUUAGUGCUGGCGCCGCAAUUCGUCUACCUAUCGUUCGGCGCAACGUUCCUUUUAAUUGGCUUGGCGACAUUGGUGUUACCACGACGGCCGGCGGUGACGCCGACGUCGGCGUCGAUGUCGACGUCGACAUCGACGUCGUCGUCCUCGUCGACGGCGGCGGCGGCGGCGGCCGCGGCGGUUUUAACGGCGCUAACGGCGUCCCACGCGAAUCCGCUGAUGCGGCCGCAGCGCGAGAUCCCCGGCAAAUCGUCCCCGGCUGAGAUUCACCGACGGCAAAAGCAGCUGUUGACUCGCGUCGGCAUAUUCGGCUGCCUUUACGCCAUCCUGACAAUUUGCCUCGCCAGCACGACCUUCUACGAAUGGUGGGGCAGGGAGACGUGGCUUCGAGCCCCGGAACCGUCAACGGCGCCGCGCAUUCCCGCUCGGCCUCUCCUACAGUUUUUCGUCUUGCGCGUAGUGGUGACCCUCGGGGCCGGCGUCAUGGCCGCCGCGUGGAUCUGGUGGCCGGAAGUGACGAGCGCGUGCCGAAAGCUGCCCCACUGUAAGCAACCACCGCACAAGUGCCAUCCGGUGCCCGUCGUGCACUGUUACAACGCUGCCACCGCCAGCAGUCCCAUACCUCAUCAGAUUCAUCAUCUCGCUCAUCUCACACCGCCGCAGCAUCCUCUGUUGCAUCAACACGCGACGAUAGUGAAUUCGCAGAUGCCACACAGAAAUCAUAAGAAGCAUCGGAAACACCGAAAGCAUUAUCAUUCGGGUAGCGAGACGCAAGUUUGAACGAUAGUCACGCAAACGCGUCGCAAUGCAAAUAUUGCAAUAGUUUGUUGUUCAUUUUUUACGUAUAUGUACCUAGUGCCUUACGUAUCUUUGGAUAUGACCCUGAUGAUAGCCGGUCACUUCUGAUCUUAUCCGACCUAGGUAGUCUUAGAAUUCCAUCCAGAGCCAACGAUAACACGUAGCAUCUGAAUUGUUGCGCGCAACGAUCUUGAAUGUAAGCUCGGACUGCGAAUUGCGAACACCGCCCAUAGAAACGAUAGAAAUGUAAUGUAUUUGCCUUGUAUUUGCCUGCCAACUUUUUUACGUAAUUUUUACACAUAAAAUCAUCCAUUCUAAGUUAUUUAGCAUCUUAAUUAAUGGCCAUACACGUUACUUCGAUAAUAUAAUUGUCCAUUAAUGCGUCUCUUUCAAUUUUGUUUCAUAUUGUAGUUGUAACACGAUACAUAAAUUUAAUGGCAUUUCUCUCCAAUUUGUAAAUAGAAUCGCGUGCCAAAGUCCUGUAGAACUUAAUAUCCUCGUCGCAGGAUAACAUAAAAUUUUUAAUCGCGUCGCGCUGAACAAGCGAGCUUAACGUUCUCGCUUUCGUUCUUGUAGAUUUAUUGGAAGACUUAUGUAUUUCGUAUCAGCGACAUAUCAGCGUUGUCGUGAUAUAGCGCGUAGCGCGUCUUCAUUCGCGGGUACGCCCAAACAUUCGUGGGUACGAGAGAACGGUCGAUGCUAAAUUUAAACCUCGAAGAAUCGUGGAAUAGGGGCGGAGGGGAAGAAUACGUUUGUUUCGAUCUCCGUCCUCCUACGUCGUGCAACGCCAUGAUCGUGUAAACUGUAAACGCAUAUAUAUGUACAUACAUACGUAUAGGCUGCGUUCCGAUAUUCACUGUCAGUACUGAAAAUUUUAAGUUUACGUGUCGUAAACUCGUAAACUAUGGAUUUUCACUAGUGAUAGUGAAUAGCGGAACGCAACCACAGAUACAGAAUACUGCGUAUAAUAAUUAUAGGACGAUCGCACUUAAUUCUGUGAUGUACAAUUUCUAGCGGUGCGAUUUUCAUAUGCAACCAACUUUAACCGUUGUUAGGAAAUAAAUUUGACUCGUAAAAUGUCAA